Rangifer tarandus platyrhynchus (Svalbard reindeer) is the source of this 1593-nucleotide messenger RNA. The record is from the annotation of a GenBank genome assembly. NCBI's taxonomy places the organism in Eukaryota, Metazoa, Chordata, Mammalia, Artiodactyla, Cervidae.
AUGACAGAAGCCUGGUCAUCUGCGGCCAUGCUCUCCCUUCCCCACUUCAGGGAGAGGAGAAGGCGCCCAGAGGAGGAGCAGAGAGGUGGCCAAGGUGGAGGGAGCAGUGGCGCAACUCUGCUGAGGGCAGACAGCUCGAGUCAAGUGCCGGUCAUCACAGAUAAAGUCAUGUCAAGAAAACCGACUCCAUUAAACUCAAAUCUUAUUAUCGCAUUUCACAUGGACAUUAAAACCUCUCAGAAAGCAGCAGCUAUAAGAGAGAAGCUGGAACAAAAAUCCCCAGAUUCUAAGACACUACAGGAAGAUUCACCUGGAGUGAGACAGAGGGUCUAUGAGUGCCAGGAAUGUGGAAAAUCCUUCAGGCAGAAGGGUAGUCUAACAUUACAUGAGAGAAUCCACACUGGUCAGAAGCCCUUUGAGUGCACCCAUUGUGGAAAAAGCUUUAGGGCCAAAGGCAAUCUUGUUACACAUCAACGAAUACACACAGGAGAGAAGCCCUAUCAGUGCAAGGAGUGUGGGAAAAGCUUUAGUCAACGAGGUAGUCUGGCCGUUCACGAAAGACUCCACACGGGACAGAAACCCUAUGAGUGUGCUAUUUGUCAGAGAAGCUUCAGGAAUCAAAGUAACCUUGCUGUUCACAGAAGAGUUCAUAGUGGUGAGAAGCCCUAUAGAUGUGAUCAGUGUGGAAAAGCCUUCAGUCAGAAAGGAAGCUUAAUUGUUCAUAUCAGAGUCCACACAGGCCUGAAACCCUAUGCCUGUGCACAAUGCAGGAAGAGUUUCCACACCAGGGGGAACUGUGUUCUGCAUGGCAAAAUCCACACAGGAGAGACACCCUAUCUAUGUAGUCAGUGUGGUAGGGACUUCAGUGAGCGCUCAGAGCUAGUCCUUCAUCAGAGGGACCAUACCGAAGAAAAGCCCUACAGAUGUGAUCAGUGUGGGAAGGGCUUCACAAGGAGCUCAAGUCUCCUCAUCCACCGUGAAGUCCACGCAGAUGAGAAGCCUUACAAGUGCGAUAAGUGUGGGAAGGGCUUCACCAGGAGUUCAAGUCUGCUUAUUCAUCACUCAGUCCACACAGGUGAGAAGCCUUAUAAAUGCGACAAGUGUGGGAAGGGCUUUACUCAGAGCUCCAAACUGCACAUCCACCAGCGAGUGCACACCGGCGAGAAGCCCUACGAGUGUGGGGAGUGCGGUAUGAGCUUCAGUCAGCGCUCCAACCUGCACAUCCACCAGCGCAUCCACACAGGGGAGAGGCCCUACAAGUGUGGGGAGUGUGGAAAGGGCUUCAGUCAGAGCUCAAACCUUCACAUCCACCGCUGUUCACACACGGGGGAGAAGCCUUACCAGUGCUACGAGUGCGGGAAGGGCUUCAGCCAGAGCUCAGACCUCCGCAUCCACCUGCGAGUCCACACUGGGGAGAAGCCCUAUCACUGCGGCAAAUGUGGGAAGGGCUUCAGCCAGAGCUCCAAACUCCUCAUCCACCAGAGAGUCCACACCGGAGAGAAGCCCUACGAGUGCAACAAAUGUGGGAAGGGCUUCAGCCAGAGCUCCAACCUCCACAUCCACCAGCGGGUCCACAGGAAAGAUCCCCAUUAA